Molecule: messenger RNA, 6680 nt
Organism: Dermacentor andersoni
Lineage: Eukaryota; Metazoa; Arthropoda; Arachnida; Ixodida; Ixodidae
Product: protein FAM13B
Biological process (GO): signal transduction
Source: RefSeq, a predicted model, not a curated record
GCGAGCCGCCAUCUUUAGAGCGACGAGGAAAGGCGUACGCGGAGCCGGCGACCCGGCUCUCUACUGUGCGCGAGGACGACGACGCGUGCUUCGCACGUCCAGCAGCAGCCGGCGAUGGAGAUGAGUGCGUCUGCGGGUAGGAACUGUUGUUAGCCGACGGCUCCGCUGAAGGGAGCCGUUCGGAGGUGGAGAAGCAGUUUCGCGAAGCUAUUACCUAGCUUAGCCUGUAAUUUUGAGUUUCGCACCAGUUUCACCCUUUCGACAGCGUCAGUAAGCGAGAGCCCCGUUGUGCCCGAGUGCUGUUGUGUCUAGGUGACGGCGUACAACACGUGAACAGUGUCGGGCCCGAGGAGCCACUAGAGUUUUAACCAGCAGCCACCGUGACACGAAUGCUGUCACUGCGGCUGGUCUCCUGCCGGUUCCUCAAGCAACCAUAAGAAGGGGACUACUUGAGACGUUUCAGUGUUGCCAUGUAACUCACUCAUUCGUUGUGCUUCACCAAGUGUGUUGUGUUCCUGUGAUCCAUUAUUCAUCACCUCGUCUUAGUAACAUCAUCAUACUGACCCUAGCACUGUCGAGAUGGACCAGGAAAGACUGAAUGGUCGAGAUGUACCAGGAAAACUGCGACAUGGAUACAAAGGAUAAGAAAGGAGAGGGGGGCUACAGACGAGGUGAUUCGCUGGCACAUGGAAAGAUGUUUCUUUCAGGCGCAGUGGACGGCGGCUGCCAGGCUGGCCUGUGAGUUGGAACGCCACAGCUUGAGGAUGCGCAAACCCACUUUUUGCACAGACGUCACAGUUGCUGAAAUGACCUCGGCUAAUCAGAAUAUAGAAGUGUGCGGGGAGAGCCGCAUGGAACGGGUGCGCAAGCUGCUAGGCUCACCACAUGCCCGUCGCAAGUCUGGUACUCUGGCACUUCGCAUCUUUGGCGCACCUCUCGACUCCCUGUCACAACAUGGCUCAGUGCCAUUUGUGGUUGUCCGCCUGUGCCAGUACAUAGAAAAGACAGGCAUGGGACAGGAGGGCCUCUUUCGGGUGAGCGGCAAUGCCCGUCUGGUUGAGAAGCUACGCUGGAGCUUUGACCAGUCAGGCGACGCACCUCUGGAGGCCGAGGGGGAUGUAGCAGUGGCUGCUGCCCUGCUUAAGCUACUUUUCCGUGAGCUGCCCGAGCCUUUGGUGCCCACGGACAUGCAUCAAGCUUUCCUGGAUGCCAUCCAGGCCACUGUGCAUGACAGAGAAGAGUGCACACGACGCCUCAAGUGCCUCGUGGAGCAGCUGCCGCCAAGCAACUUUGCCGUGCUCAAAUACCUCUGCCACUUCCUGAGCCGAGUGGCUGAGCUGGAGGAGCACACACGCAUGAACCCCAGUGCCCUUGGCAUUGUCUUUGGACCAAACCUCUUCAGGUUCAAUGAAGACCUGCAGGGCUUAAAAGAGCAGGCUGUCACCAACCAGGUGGUGACAUAUUUCAUUGACCACUACAAUUCCAUCUUCGAAGGUGAUGCAGAGCUCUCAUGCACAGCUGAUGCUUCCAUGAACAUUCAAGGUGGCAGCACCGGCACCAGUAGCAAAUGCAGCGGAAGGAUGAUGCAGCCCCUUACUGUUGUCAUUCCUCCGUUGGAUGAAGCCAUGCUGGCGCUGAAACAGGAUACACUUAGUGCGGUGCCUACGCUCAUGAUUGACAGUUUGAUUGAUGACCGCUGUAACCAGGCCAUUACGUACAGGGCAGCCAAAGAAGGAAGCUCAAGUGGAGCUGCCAUACCAGGUCGCAGCUGUAAGCGCAAGGAGCGCAGGAUCUCUGGUGAAGACACUCCAGCCCCACGGUCGAGCUCCGAGGAGAGGCCAGCCACUGGCCUUCGUGUGGAGCCUGAAUUGGCAUCUCGUCGAUGCAGCAGCCAUGAGGAAGUUACCACACUGGAAACAAUGCAUGGAUAUUUCCCUCAGAUGGCAUCUGGGAGCAGUGGCCGAGCAGGGGCGCCUGGAGAUGACUCAAAUCGCGACUUGAGCCCACACCCACCACAACCCAAGAGGCGUGAAAUUGAGACACCUUCCAGUCCCUGCCCAGAGAGUUCACAGGAGUGGCGUGAGGCCUGCCGGAAUGUGGAACGGCCUAGCCCGCUGCAUUUGCAAGAUGUUCGGUACCAGGGCACACGACCCGAGGCAGCUGAAGAGGGCUCCGCAGACCGCCCCAUGGUGGACAUCGACGAGCCCUGUCAUCCACCAUGUGAUGGGCGCGAGGCUAAUGGGAGCCCAGAGGAAGCAGAUGGCUCGGUACCCAACACGCCCAGCACUCUGAGCAAGGACAGCAUCCCACCGCUGGACCUCAACAGCUUCCGUGAGGAAGAACCUGUUCUAUCGGAACAUCGGUUUAGCUGGCCCAUGGUUCAGGCCCUCGUUGAUGAAGAGCCAGUAAUGCCAUAUCUCCAGAAAGCCAAUUCUUAUGAGGCUCCACUGUCACCCAGUGCUUACAGGAGCUACCUGUCUCAUAGAAGCCUCCACCUGGAUCCAAACCUGCCGCCAUCUCCUCCUGUUGAGCAAGAUGAAUUCCUCAAAUCGAACUUUAAGGAUGAAGAAGCCAGCCAAACGACUGUAAAGCAACUAUCCAAGAGAGUCCAUUGGUUGAAAAAGAAGGUGAAACAGUUUGAAGAAAAUUUUGAAAAAGAACAUGGAUAUAGGCCAUCGCAUGCAGAGAAAAUGAACCAUGCUGAAAUGAAGAGGACCUUGCUUGAACUGAACAAGCUGCGAAAGGAUUUGAAGAAUGCGAAGGAGGAGAAUAGCCUUCCGGAGCCUGCCUACCUGACCUUUUCAUCGUGGGGUCGGGACUCACUCAGAGGGCUGUGUGAUAUGGACAAUGGUUCAGCCAAGCCGACCCAAAUGAUGGAGAAAGCACUGAGUGACACCCUCAUGUGCCUGGCCGAAAAGCGCAGGGUUGCUCAGCGUCCAGACUGUGUGGAUGACAUGACACGUGAGCAGGUGCUGGAGGAGAAGCUGGCACUGCAGAAAGCGCUUCUGCGCUUUGAGAGUGUGCACGGCCGGCCCUCACGACGCGCUGAUCGCAAUUUGAUGCGCCCACUGUAUGACCGGUACCGGAGUGUCAAGCGCCUGGUGGGCAGGAACCCCCUGGCCAAGGGCAAGGACUCUGAGCUGCAGCCCAUCCUGGAGCACGUUGCCAUGAACUUCACCUCCCCACAGCCCCGGUCCCCGCCCCAGGAGCUCGAAGAAGUUGUCGAUGAUGUGACUCCUGUUUCUGCGAUGGCACAAAGUGAGGCAAUGAGUGAUAUGGAAGAACCGGUCACAAGCAAAAAAGAAGUGGUUGAGCAGAUGCCCAUGGUGCUGGACAAAUGCAGCGAUUCAAACCUGCAUGAGCUUCCUCUGGCGGAGCUGCUCCAACAGCAGCAACAAACAAAGCUUGAAAAACGUCGGCUUCGGAAGUUGCUGAGAGAAUUUGAAGAGGAAUUUCAGAAGCAAACUGGGAGGAAAGUGCAAAAGGAAGAUAAGGCCCCAAUGGACUCCGUGUACUGCGAGUACAAGCAUGUCAAGGCCCGGAUGCGACUGUUGGAGGUGCUCGUCUCUAAACAUGAACAUCGACGGGAAAUAUGAAGCUGGCAGACGUCGUCUGUGUGCAACCCAAUCUUUAUUGAUUCUUUUCCUUUCUUCCUCUCACUGAGGGUGGCACUCCCCCAUGUUGGAACCACAUGAUCAUGUGCUGUGGAUCGAAUGCGUAGUUCCGUGGCAGCCAUCGAGGUUCAGAUACAGCAUUUUUAUUACUGUGCUCCUGUGGGUGGCAGCAUGAGAACACAUGUUUCUUUCUUUUCCCUGUCUUUUUCUUGUUCUGCAUUUUUUUCCCCCUACAACAAAAUAUGGAACAGGAAAUCCAUAAGCGCAUUGCAUACAUAGUCUAACCGUUAAGCCAUCAUAACAUCUUUUCUACUCUGUGGCAUUGCUGUCGAUUCAUUCUUUGUUGUUGCUUUUCAAGAAAAGAGGUGUUUUAGUUUCAUGCCUCCAUGAGAAGCUUCCACUGCUCUGGAGCUUUUGUAAUGUGUGAUGCCACACAAGUAUGUGGCCUUAUUAUGGUUGACAAUUUAUUGUGAGGAUAAGCCCAUUUUUUGAUGUUUUUGUCCAGCAGAGCUGUAGGCCUGAAACCGUGAUAUGCAAAUAGAUGCAGUCACCUGCUGCAUCUCUUGGAGUUGGCACUGUGUUCACCUGAUUUAUGUGACAUGUUCAUAUUGACAGUAGAUUAAUUCUCUCACAAAUAGAGUAAAGGUUGUGCAUGUGCAUUUAUGCACAUGCAUGAGCUUUGCAUAAUGCACAUGAUUAUGAUGAUGCACAUACAUAUGGCGUUCAUUAUGUAUGAUGCAUACUAGAGCAUAACAUUGUUAUCACAUUGAUAUUUCAUUUCCAAUUUGUUGCCUGUAAGGCGUGCUGUCUUGAAAAUGUGACACAACACCGUUGCGGCAACUUUUGUGCAUUUGCCAAAAUAAUGUUUGUAGCACAUAUUUUAAUUUGGUUAAGAUUGCACUGCAGGCUGCAUUUUUUCUUACAGCAGUUAAUUUUCUCAUCAGUGUGAACCAAUCUAGUGGAUAGAAAAAAGAACACUGUGUCAAUUCCAGCAGCAUUUUUUUUUAUGCACUCAAUUUUGGUGAUUGCUUUCUUUUGCAGAAUAUUGUUACACUUGCUAGAAGUAAGCUUGUGGCAUUUUUUAUUGUUUGUACUUGUCAUUGUGUGUGCAUGCCUUCCUGGUUGUCUGGGAUGCAUGGAUGUAAUGUGAUGGCCUUCUGGUAGCUUUUGUUCAAAGGAAGUGCUUGAAAUAGUCAGGUUGCCUUGGCCACCUUUUUUAGCUCUUGUUUUAGCAUUGCAUCUUUCGAGGCGUGCUUGGCUUUAAUAGUUGGCAGAUUUGGUGGCAUACAGCAAGUGCCAGGUUUCCUGGCAGAUUGCUGGCUCCAAGGACAGCACUGCUUGUUUUUGACGAUCGAGUGCCUUGAUCGGAUGGAACGGGACAAAAUGUUGUUUCUUAGCCAAGUAGCCAAGAACGGUGUUCCCUUUCUGUUUUAUCUUGUGCACGUGUGCGUCCGUUUGCUUGUAGACUGUUUGGUAUAUAUUGUACCUGACAUAUGUGUAUGUAGUUGUCAACAUGGGUUAUACCUGUUCUCUAGAGGCAUGAUACUACAAGCCACGGCAUUUUUAGUCUCCACAUGCUGUGUGUGUGACAUGGUAACUGCAGCCAUGUUGUGCGUGUGGCUAGUCUAGUGAACCUUUCCUCACUUGAGUUUAUGAAUUCUAUGGACCCAGUGUGAUGCUACGUUCAUGUGCCUUUUUAUUUUUUUGUCUUUUUACAUUCACCUGGACAUGCAGUUAGAGGUUUCUUUUUCUUCUUUAUGUAGGAAGGAAGUGGUGCAGUGUCUGCAAGCAAGCUUUCAGAUGAUAUUUUGAGUAUGCAAAGUGCUGUAUAAAUAUUAAAUAUAUACAUACAUAUAUUAUAUAUAUAUACAUAUACAUACAUAUACAUAUAUAAAUAUUAUUUGUCCAAGUGUCCGUACAUAGACUAAACCUGAAAUGUUCAUGGAUGACAGUAUUAUGUGUGAGAAUGUUGUUGGAUGGAUGAUUGGACACGUUAUUUAUGGCAGUGAAUGUGAUGCUGUGAGCAUUAAAGAGUUUCUUGAGAGUGCUUGCGAUUGUCUGAUUACACAUCUUCAAAACAGGUGCUGGUUUGAAUGCCUCUCGGUGGCAAUAUCCUACCUGUUAUGGUGAGAUGGCUGAAAUCCACUCAUAUGGCAUGUUUUAUGGGGGUGUCAUACUAAGUAUCAAGUACGAUGUUUGUGACUUGUAUGGCCCUGGAUUAUAACUGUUUUUUUGUUGGGAACAUACCAUUUUUUUAGGCUGCCUAUGUUACUGAGAAGGAUGCAGGUUUCACUAUGGUUUUGAAAAACUUACUGGAACCAUCUGGCUCACUUUAAAUAGCGUGGCAGUUGAAAUUGUACAGACUGGCAAAAGAGUUUAAGAGGGCUCUUGUAAGUUUGCGUAGUUAGUUAUUCACUAAAAUGGCAGGUAGCUUGCUGCCAUGGUUUCUCUGACCAGUUGCUGCAAUGUGUUACUAGUUUGCUUAUAUAUGACUCUGUACUUAUAGUGGUAAAGUGAAUAUGUAUUUUGGUUAUUAACAGCACUUCUAGGUGGCAAGCUACUGGUCUCUACCAACACCAUUUAUUUAGCUUUCCUAUUACGCUGUGUCUUGAUUGUAAUGAAUGUAACCAAGAUAACGCUGUAGCGUAGAUUUGUGCUCUUUGAUACUUGUUUCAUUCUAAAAAUCUGGAGAUGGAAGUGGCCAGCUUUAUACAGUGAACAUGCUAUAAUUGUUUACGAUGGCACUUUUGUAUUGACCACCACCUCCACAUGCCUGGCUUCAGUACCUUGUACUUUGUGUUUUGUAUACAGAUAUACCACAGUGGUGUAAUGAUAAUGUUUGCAUUGCUUGACAGUGUUAUCGUACAUGAGUGCUAUUAUGAUAGUAAUUCGUGAUAUGCCCAUGUGGUCAUGUAUAUGAUCAAAUAUGCUAUAUGUAUACAAUUAUUUGACAGUAUACUGCAGUUGUGAAUACUGCAUGUGUAUUACAUUGUUGUAACUGCACCUUUUUUGGAAAUGCUGGGAGGAGCUUGAAGGUUGCCAAUUAAACAUUUGUGAGGCCCGGUG